This is a messenger RNA of Linepithema humile (Argentine ant), 2714 nucleotides long. RefSeq names its product heat shock protein 83. NCBI's taxonomy places the organism in Eukaryota, Metazoa, Arthropoda, Insecta, Hymenoptera, Formicidae. The record is from RefSeq and is a predicted model, not a curated record. Gene Ontology annotation, molecular function: ATP-dependent protein folding chaperone; ATP hydrolysis activity; ATP binding. Gene Ontology annotation, biological process: protein stabilization; cellular response to heat; protein folding. Gene Ontology annotation, cellular component: protein-containing complex; perinuclear region of cytoplasm; plasma membrane.
UUCAAUAUUCGUCGAUGUGGCCGCGCGCGAGGACUUGCUUUGUUCCAAGCAAAUUUUCGUGCACAAGCGUUGCAUAUUGAACUCAAACUGCGAGUACAUUUGUGUAUUUAGCAGUUGUAAUCAACGUGAUUGGCGUUCAGUGAAAUAUUUGCUGAAAAAUGCCAGAAGACGUGACCAUGGAGAACGCCGGCGAGGUGGAGACCUUUGCCUUUCAGGCUGAAAUCGCUCAAUUAAUGAGCUUAAUCAUCAAUACCUUCUACUCGAACAAAGAAAUCUUUAUCCGAGAAUUAAUCUCAAACUCGUCUGAUGCGUUGGACAAAAUUCGAUAUGAAUCUCUUACGGAGCCAUCCAAGCUUGAUACAUGCAAAGAACUGUUCAUCAAAAUCGUCCCGAACAAGAAUGACCGCACUCUCACAAUUCUUGAUUCUGGUAUUGGUAUGACCAAGGCUGAUCUCGUGAAUAACUUGGGUACCAUCGCUAAAUCUGGCACCAAAGCGUUUAUGGAAGCUCUGCAGGCAGGUGCUGACAUUUCCAUGAUUGGACAGUUUGGUGUAGGUUUCUAUUCGGCAUAUCUUGUGGCUGAUAGAGUCAUCGUAAUCUCGAAGCACAAUGAUGAUGAGCAGUAUUUGUGGGAGUCUUCCGCCGGUGGUUCGUUUACGGUACGCCCGGACAAUGGCGAGCCGAUCGGUCGUGGCACAAAAAUUGUUUUGCACAUCAAGGAGGACCAGACUGAAUACUUGGAAGAGUCAAAGAUUAAGGAGAUUGUAAAGAAGCACUCUCAGUUCAUUGGCUAUCCCAUUAAGCUCGUUGUAGAGAAGGAACGUGAUAAGGAACUGAGCGAGGAUGAGGAGGAGGAGCCCGCAAAGGAGGAAGAAAAAACUGAGGACGACAAGCCUAAGAUCGAGGAUGUCGGCGAGGAUGAGGAUGAGGAUAAGCCCAAAGAGGAGAAAAAGAAGAAGAAGAAGACCAUCAAAGAGAAGUACACAGAGGACGAAGAGCUCAACAAGACAAAGCCGAUCUGGACGAGAAAUCCAGAUGAAAUCACGCAGGAAGAAUAUGGCGAAUUCUAUAAGAGCUUGACGAAUGACUGGGAGGACCACUUGGCUGUGAAGCACUUCUCCGUGGAAGGACAGCUGGAAUUCAGGGCGCUGCUGUUCAUCCCGCGUCGUGCGCCUUUCGACUUGUUCGAAAACAAAAAGAGGAAGAACAACAUUAAGUUGUACGUACGACGCGUCUUCAUCAUGGACAAUUGUGAGGACCUGAUUCCAGAAUAUUUGAACUUCAUCAAGGGCGUCGUAGACAGUGAGGAUCUUCCUUUGAACAUCUCCCGUGAGAUGUUACAGCAGAAUAAGAUCCUGAAGGUUAUCAGGAAGAAUCUCGUUAAGAAAUGCUUGGAGCUCUUCGAGGAAUUGGCCGAGGACAAGGAAAAUUACAAGAAGUGCUACGAGCAAUUCAGCAAAAAUCUGAAACUCGGCAUCCACGAAGACAGCCAAAACAGGAAAAAGCUGUCGGAAUUGCUCCGCUAUCACACUUCCGCAUCCGGCGAUGAAAUGUGCUCGCUGAAAGACUACGUCGGCAGGAUGAAGGAGAAUCAGAAACAUGUCUACUACAUCACCGGCGAGAGCAGGGAGCAAGUCGCUAACAGCUCGUUCGUUGAACGUGUGAAGAAGCGCGGCUUCGAGGUCGUGUAUAUGACUGAGCCCAUUGACGAGUACGUCGUUCAACAGCUGAAAGAAUUCGAUGGAAAGCAAUUGGUGUCCGUCACGAAAGAGGGCUUGGAAUUGCCGGAGGAUGAGGAGGAGAAGAAGAAACGCGAGGAGGACAAAACCAAAUUCGAGAGUCUCUGCAAAAUUAUGAAGGACAUUCUCGACAAGAAGGUCGAAAAGGUAGUAGUAUCGAACAGACUGGUCGACUCGCCAUGCUGCAUCGUCACGUCGCAAUACGGUUGGACGGCGAACAUGGAGAGGAUCAUGAAGGCUCAGGCGCUCCGAGAUACAUCCACCAUGGGAUACAUGGCCGCAAAGAAACACUUGGAGAUCAAUCCGGAUCAUCCCAUCAUGGAGAACUUGCGGCAAAAGGCUGAGGCUGACAAGCAUGACAAAUCGGUUAAAGACUUGGUCAUGUUGCUGUUCGAGACUGCUCUCUUGUCCUCUGGUUUCGCGCUCGAGGAUCCACAAGUACACGCAUCUAGAAUAUAUAGAAUGAUCAAACUCGGCUUGGGCUUUGAUGACGAGGACACGCCGAACGCUGAGGACGAUAAGAUGGAAACGGAAGUGCCGGCGUUAGAAGGUGACGCUGAAGAGGCGUCGAGGAUGGAAGAAGUAGAUUAAUUAUUUCAUUAGAACUUAUUACAAGAAAAAAAUUUUAAUACAGUUCUUGAUUUCGAACAUUAUCAUUUAAUGUGCAGGGGUUAGUGUAGUUAAGUAUAUACGUAUAAUGGCUGGUUUAUGCUUCGGUCUUAAUCUUAAUCUUAGUCUUAGUCUUAACUUAAUCUUAAGGACUCGUUUAUGCUUCCCUGGAAAUUCGGACUACGCAUGUGCAAAUGUAACAAAACCUAACCUAACCUAACCACAAAUUGUAAUAGAUCCCGGUGCUGCAAAUUAUAGUGAAUGUUAAAAUGAAUCGUCAGCGGCAAAAAACUUUAAUGUUUGGAAUGGCACUUUUGUUAUCAAGUGCCUAUGCAGCAUGUGUAUUAUUAAGAAAUUAAAAAAAAA